Myxocyprinus asiaticus (Chinese sucker) is the source of this 4614-nucleotide messenger RNA. RefSeq names its product DDB1- and CUL4-associated factor 8-like. The transcript has 13 exons. Lineage: Eukaryota; Metazoa; Chordata; Actinopteri; Cypriniformes; Catostomidae. Gene Ontology annotation, molecular function: protein binding. The coding region runs from base 287 to 2107 and encodes 606 amino acids. Gene Ontology annotation, cellular component: Cul4-RING E3 ubiquitin ligase complex; cytoplasm. The record is from RefSeq and is a predicted model, not a curated record.
GAAAUAGAGAAAAAAAGGAAAGAGAAAAGGAAAAAAACAGAAGUGUUAACGAAGCAGGUCUGUCAAAACAUAAACACGGCGAGCACGGCCACAAGCGUGACCAUUAAACUGCGGGAGGUUUCGGGUCGCCAGUGAGUUGAGGGCACUUUUCACUGAUGUGGUGUGCGUGUGUUUGUGCUUGACUCGCAGGUGAAGGAAGGGGAAAUCUGCGCAGAAGAUUAACAAGUGCGGACACUUUAGGCCUACAGUAGAGGGUCUCUUCUGCUAGAAGAGACAGUCUGACAGAAUGAGCAAUACAGAUGUUAAUGCCAGUGUCCCAAAUGGUGGUUCUGAUGAUCCAGAACCUGGAAAAGGAAGAGGGGACGUGGAUGCAUCUGCAGCACCAGAGGCCCAUUCCAGCACAGAGUCAGCAAAUCUGAGUUCAGCGCCAGAGGGAGGUGAGGGUGGUCAGGACAGGCCGAUGGCAGACUCUGAACAGAAGCAGGGGCCUGGAGAAGAGGAGGACACAGACAGCAUGGAUGGCAGUGGAUUGUACUCCCUAACGGAAGAAGGAGAGAGUGAAGAAGGGGGGCAGAGAGAGAGGGGAAAAGAUGCAGGAAGGCGAUCCGCUAGGAAGAGAAACCGACCCAGCGGGGGAGCCACGCGUCACUCUUCUAGUUCGGAAGAUGACGACGAAGAAGAGGAGGAGGAAGAGGACGUAGAGGAAGAAGAUGAGCAAGCCAUGGAGGCAUGGCUGGGAGCAGACCUGCGUGACCUGAGUAGCCCUUCAUGGCGUGCGGUACCCUCACUGCGUGCCCGAGAGAUUGGCCGUGACUCGCAACAGUUUGUGAAGAGUGUGUGUGGGGCGCGAGGUCUCGUCCAGAGGCUGGAACUGCAGGGCCGCCUGGAGAGACACACGGGCUGCGUGAACACCCUCCACUUUAACCCCUCCGGCACCCGCCUGGCUUCGGGCAGUGACGACCUCCGUGUGGUGAUCUGGGACUGGGCUCGCAGAAGAGCAGAGCUAGAGUUUGACAGUGGCCAUAAGAGCAAUGUCUUUCAGGCAAAGUUCCUCCCACACAGUGGUGACUCCACAUUGGCCAUGUGUGCCCGAGAUGGACAGAUCAGAGUGGCUGAGCUUUCUGCUACACAACGUUGCAAAAACACCAAAAAAGUGGCCCAGCACAAAGGUGCCGCACAUAAGCUUGCGCUGGAGCCAGACUCUCCCUGCUCUUUCCUUUCUGCCGGUGAAGACGCAGUGGUGUUCGGCAUUGACCUGCGUUUAGACAGACCUGCUGACAAACUGGUGGUGGUGAAAGAAGGUGAAAAGAAGGUGGGGCUGUACACCAUCUUUGUGAACCCAGACAAAACACAUCACUUUGCUGUGGGUGGGAGAGACCAGUAUGUCAGGAUCUAUGACCAGAGAAAGAUAAAUGAAAACGUUAAUAAUGGCGUGCUGAAGAAGUUUUGUCCAUCUCACUUGUUGACCAGCGAGUCCAAAACAAAUAUCACCUGUUUAGUGUACAGCCAUGAUGGCUCAGAGCUGCUGGUAAGUUACAACGAUGAGGACAUUUACCUUUUUGACUCCAGCCACAGUGAUGGGGCGGAUUACUGCAGGAGAUACAAGGGUCACCGCAACAAUGCCACAGUGAAGGGAGUUAACUUCUAUGGUCCUAGCAGUGAGUUUGUUGUAAGUGGCAGUGACUGUGGACACAUCUACCUGUGGGACAAGAACUCUGCCCGUGUGGUACAAUUUAUGGAGGGAGACAGGGGAGGAGUGGUGAACUGCCUAGAACCUCAUCCUCAUCUCCCAGGUUUAGCAACCAGUGGUCUGGACCAUGAUGUGAAACUGUGGGCCCCGACUGCUGAGAAUCCCACAACACUGAAGGGACUUAAAGAGGUAAUGAAGAAGAACAAGCGAGAGCGUGAUGAAGACUGUGUUCGCCAUGGUGACCAGUAUGACACACAGCUCCUCUGGUUCCUGAUGAGACACAUGAGAAACCGAAGGCCUCAGAGAGCCCGCCGGGGGGAAGGUGGAGAGGGCGACGCAGAUGAGUCCUGGAGCUCGCCAGAUACCUCUGACGAAGAAGAUGGAGGGCCAGACCAUGUCCAGUGCAUGUCCUCCUGAGCCACACACACACACACACACACACUCUUUUUGCCAUAUAUUUAAGCACAUACAUGCUAGUAAGACACUGGUACACAGUAGACACUGAAGGGCCAGCAACAAACACACACAUACGCGGCUUUAUAUACACAUACACACAGUGUGAAGGAUUUGGCUUUGUGCUUCACACACAAAUAACAUCACUGGGGGAAGAAAUUAUAAUGAGAUUCAUAUUUUUGAUAUGCGAUAAUAUAUUGGCAACCACACACACACAAAUAACCACUGAUUUAUGUGAACACAGACACAAACAUGAUUCAUUUCCACUUUUACAACUUGUCACAGCAGAUGUUCCAGAAAUAUCGCCCUCUACUGGUUGCUGCCUUAGAUUAUCUACAAAACAAAACCUUGAAUCUUAGAAGCAGAUGUGAUGCACAGAUGUGGAACAGUAUUUUACAUCAUUAGUCUUCUCUGUGCUCUUAUAGACGUUCCCACUCGAGGUUCGUCUUUCAGAGCGACUUGUGGUUGGAGCAUGACAGGACAUUAUGGAAACUCAAAGCGAGUCAGAUUACUGAGCUGACAAUGAGUGUUACUUAUUCUAAAAACCAGCACCAUUCUUUACUCGGCUCAUCAGAUUUCUCCAUUCAUCUGAACUGCAUUUGUCUCCACCAAGUAGGAGAGAGCUGCAGCAUAGAUUUAUUUUUGCGCUGCAAUCUUAUGUCUUUUCAUUACAUUGAUAAACUCUCAUAGGCCAUCUGGCCGUUCGCUCUGAUCCUGUCUUCGUUCACUUCUCCUGUGCGUGUGUUUGCUGAAGUUGGGCACAGCAAAUCUUCUAGAGGUCAGUCAUGCUCUCUCAGCUCUGACUGAAGACACAAGAUGAACCAGAUUGAUUUUUCUGGUUCUGGAUCUCCCAGAUGGCUGUUUUGCUCUGUUCCUCUCUCUCAUGCUAUUGAGUGCACUUCAAUCAGGGAUCUGCUUUGAGUUUUGAAUCUCUAAGACUUGUGUGCGCUUAGGGGGGGCAUGCAAUACUUAAUGGAUUAAACGUCUUUAUUUUUUUGUCCUGCAGUUCCCCAAAUUUAUAAUGGACAUACAGUUGAUUACAAAGAUUUGACACCAGCUCUUUUGGUUUUGGAUUUGCUCUUGGGUGGAGAUACGUGAUGGAGUUCCUGAAGAAAUUCUUCAGGAACUUCUUCUGUCUAAAAAUGUCACUCUCCAUGGACUGCCAUCAUCUUCUCAGCCCUGUUCUUAAUAAAUUAAGAGCAAAGAUAUUGAUAAGCUCAGAGCCAGUGAUUUGUUGAAUCCAUGUUUCUUCCUCUGUCACUUGUUUGAACACACAUCCUGAAGAUCUUUGCCUAACUGUCUGGUAAGGGUCCAAUGUUUGUUUGAGGAAGGUUAAGCCCCUGAAACCCAUUUUUUAUAAAAAUGGUGGCUGUUGUCAGUAUUUAGAUUCGCAGUUAGUUAAGAGCAAACAAGGAUGGACUGAGACUCAUUGUGACUUGCAUUUAAGAAAGAAUCAUUUAUUUCAAAGCAUGGGUCAAUGGCAGGGGAGGGAUAGCACUAAUGGUAUACAGGGAGGGGUAAGAAGCUUGAAUUACAUUGCCCCUUUUUCCUUCUUUUGUGAGGGGAAUAAAUUCUUAGCUUUUCUCUUUUUGUAUGAGAAGAUUAACUUAAAUGACUAUAUGUAUAUAUAAAUAUAAAUAGAUAUUAUAUAUAUAAAUAUUAUAAAACCUGUAAAAAAAAAAUGUAUCUUCAACCAUUACUAUUUGAAAAAGGUGUCUAAAUUUAAUUGGUAUUGAUGCAGAGAUUUAUAUUGUAUAAGACAGAAAUACUUUUAAAAUGAAUGGAAAACAUUGGAUAUGUAUUUUUCCUUUUUUGUCCUGAAUUUCAGCCCUAAUUGCCACUGAAGUUACAAGAAUUCCUUUUCAUUUUGUUCAUUUUCCCAUUCUCACUUGUCUGCUCCAAAUGUCUAUCCUAUCACUGGCAUAUCUUUUUCUUUUUUUAGGGAUUUGAUAAUUGAGUUGUCUCAUCGCUGCCUAACAUUGUGUUCUUUCAGUUCACUUGAAACCAUGUACAAUUUGUGCAGUAAAAAAAGAGAGAAAAAACUGUUCUGUUUUUAUAACCAAGGUGCCUUAUUUAUUCAUUCAUUUGAAUACAGAAGAAAGUUAUAUACACCGUGUGACUGAUUACACACCAUCAUAAAAUAUCUACUCAGUGUUUAUAUAUAAUUAUAUCUAUUAAAGUAGUUGAAUGGGUGGUAACAAAGAUAUUUGUUUUCCACCAAUUGUGCAUCCUAUGUCAUAUACAUUGGUGCUGUUUAUUAGUAAGCAAGUUUGUCAUAUAGUAACUUUUUGAAAUGUUUACAUGCUGUUGACAUGUACAGUGGUGUUAUGUGUAUUAAUUAGCAUACAGCAUUUGUAUAAAAUAGCUGUCUGAAACAUCUACAGGCUAAAGACUUGUCUACACUGGGCUGUUUGCUUUGGUAAUGGGGUUGGUAGGCUAAUUGUAGUCAUAAUUAGGUCCUGAUUUGUGUG